Molecule: messenger RNA, 462 nt
Organism: Caenorhabditis remanei
Lineage: Eukaryota; Metazoa; Nematoda; Chromadorea; Rhabditida; Rhabditidae
Exons: 3
Coding region: 1-462 (153 amino acids)
Biological process (GO): sodium ion transport
Cellular component (GO): membrane
Molecular function (GO): sodium channel activity
Source: RefSeq, a predicted model, not a curated record
AUGCCUGACAAGAUCACAACAGCUGGAUGGAAACAUGUUCGAAUGUACCUCCCAAAGCCCCAAAAGCAAUGUGAUUGUCAUGUGAACGAUCCUCCACCCUGGACGGGAGAAGUUCACGGUCUGAGUCAAGCGUUGAUGAGCAAAACUCUGACAAUGAGAAUAUUUUGGUGGAUUGUCAUUAUUAUUUGUAUUAGUCUUGGCGCAUUCACAACACUUCUUAUAAUCAUAGAGUAUAUUCAAGGACCAACUGCCACUUCAACCACUAUUCGUCUGGUGAACUCAUUGGAAUUCCCAGCAAUAACCAUCUGUCCAAAAAUUCCUGAUUCUUUCAAUAUAUCAGGAAUAAGAGGAGAUAUAAAAGAGAGUAUACCAGAUAUAUCUGAUAAAUCUGCAGAUGACUUAUUAGAGCAAGUUUUGAAAAUGAUGGCCCAGCUGAAUGACUUAUUUUCAGAUACUUUGUAG